This is a messenger RNA of Trichechus manatus latirostris (Florida manatee), 2313 nucleotides long. RefSeq names its product tudor domain-containing protein 3. NCBI's taxonomy places the organism in Eukaryota, Metazoa, Chordata, Mammalia, Sirenia, Trichechidae. The record is from RefSeq and is a predicted model, not a curated record. The coding region runs from base 66 to 2186 and encodes 706 amino acids. Gene Ontology annotation, molecular function: protein binding. The transcript is spliced from 13 exons. Gene Ontology annotation, cellular component: nucleus.
UUUCAGAUGAAGGCAUUGAAGCUUGUACAAAUUCUCCUGACAAAGUCAAUAUAAAUGACAUCAUCAUGAUUGCUCUCAAUACAGAUCUGAGAACAAUUGGCAAGAAAUUCCUCCCCAGUGACAUCAAUGGUGGAAAGGUAGAAAAGCUUGAAGGUCCAUGUGUUCUGCAGAUUCAAAAAAUUCGCAAUGUUGCUGCACCAAAGGAUAAUGAAGAAUCUCAGGCUGCGCCAAGAAUGCUGCGUUUACAGAUGACCGAUGGUCAUAUAAGUUGCACAGCAGUAGAAUUCAAUUAUAUGUCAAAAAUAAGCCUGAACACACCACCUGGAACUAAAGUUAAGCUCUCAGGCAUCAUUGACAUAAAAAACGGAUUCCUGCUCUUGAAUGACUCUAAUACCACAGUUCUUGGCGGUGAAGUGGAACACCUUAUUGAGAAAUGGGAGUUACAGAGGAGCUUAUCAAAACAUAAUAGAAGCAAUAUUGGGACUGAAGGUGGACCACCUCCUUUUGUGCCUUUUGGACAGAAGUGUGUAUCUCAUGUCCAAGUGGAUAGCAGAGAACUUGAUCGAAGAAAGACGUUGCAAGUUACAAUGCCUGUCAAACCUUCAAAUGAUAAUGAUGAAUUUGAAAAGCAAAGGACUGCUGCUAUUGCAGAAGUUGCAAAGAGCAAAGAAUCUAGACUUUUCAAGGAGAUUUUGGGUUCUGGCAUCCGUACAGUGGACUUUCCUAUUUGGGUUACAAGACAGUAUAUAGUUAAAAAGUUAUACCUUGCGUUAUUUAUGGGCCAUCAGCAUAGCUUUUCUCUUCCCCCUUUACAGGUUGAUGAGAAGGCUCUGAAGCACAUAACAGAAAUGGGCUUCAGUAAGGAAGCAUCGAGGCAAGCUCUUAUGGAUAAUGGCAACAACUUAGAAGCUGCAUUGAAUGUACUUCUUAAUAGCAAUAAACAGAAACCUGUUACGGGUCCACCUCUGAGAGGUAAAGGAAAAGGCAGGGGGCGAAUAAGAUCUGAAGAUGAAGAAGACCUGGGAAGUGCAAGGCCAUCAGCACCGAGCACAUUAUUUGAUUUCUUAGAGUCUAAAAUGGGAACUUUGAAUGUGGAAGAACCUAAAUCGCAGCUGCAGCAACUUCAUCAGGGACAACAUAGAUUUUCGAAUAUGGAGCAAAAUGGAGUAAGAGAUAAUAACCAACCAAGACAUCUUCCUCGAAAUGAUACCAGGCAGCUAAGAAAUGAAAAGCCUCCUCGUUUUCAAAGAGACACCCAAAAUUCAAAGUCCGUUUUUGAAGGCUGUGGAUUACCUAGAAACAGAGGUUCUGAAAAACCAACUUCUUCAGUAUCUGAAGUAUGGGCUGAAGAGAGAAUCAAGUGUGAUAGACCAUAUUCUAGAUAUGACAGAACUAAAGAUACUUCAUAUCCUUCAAGUUCUCAGCACAAUGAUGGUGCUUUUAAAAAAAGAGAUAACUCUAUGCAAAGCAGACCAGGAAAAGGUCCAUCCUAUGCAGAGGCAAAAGAAAAUCCACUUCCUCAAGAAUCCAUAGAUUAUAAUAAUCAAAAACGUGGGAAAAGAGAAAACCAACCAGCAAAUCUUGAUCAUUUUUAUGACAGAAAACCACGAACAAUGAGUAAUGAAGCUUUUAGUGGUGUAAAAACUGAAAAACAUUUUAAUGUAAAUACUGAUUACCAGAAUCCUGUCAGCACUAAUAGCUUCAUUGGUGUUCCAAAUGGAGAGACAGAAAUGCCACUGAAGGGGAGGCGAGUAGGACCUAUUAAGCCAGCAGGACCCAUCGCAGCUACUCCCUAUGAUGAUAAAAUAUUUUAUAAUAGUGGGCCCAAAAGAAGAUCUGGGCCAAUUAAACCUGAAAAAAUCAUAGAAUCAUCUAUUCCUAUGGAGUAUGCAAAAAUGUGGAAACCUGGAGAUGAAUGUUUUGCACUUUAUUGGGAAGACAACAAGUUUUACCGAGCAGAAGUUGAAGCUCUCCAUUCUUCGGGCAUGACAGCAGUUGUUAAAUUCAUUGAUUAUGGAAACUAUGAAGAGGUGCUGCUAAGCAACAUCAGGCCAGUUCAAACAGAGGCAUGGGAAGAAGGCACUUACGACCAAACUCUGGAGUUCCGAAGAGGAGGUGAUGGCCAGCCAAGACGAUCAACUCGGCCGACCCAGCAGUUUUACCAACCUCCCCGGGCUCGGAACUAACACAGAAAGGGUCUUCAUGAAGAAAGGAGCCGUUGAUCGAAAGAUCCCAGGCAGAACCUGUUGAUAGACCUCCUAUUUUCCCUUCAGAAUAAGAUGCAGCCAUGGUGGAUAUUAGUAUUUGAAGGAA